GCAAUGUUUUAAUGAAGCUCAGCCAAGGAGACAGUGAUAUCAGCAGUACAAGGUGAAACCAAGUGCAGUGCCUAAACCAAGUCUGAAGAUCCCUUACUGUUCCACAAUAUUUAUGCCCUUACUGGCCAUAUUGUGUCUACCAUGUUUCCCUUACAAGGUUAAGAACCUUUAGUCAUUAAACAUGUGUGCUUCUCCUAUUGGAGGAUAAACAGUAAUUUCAUGCAUGUCAUGCUUGAAUUAACAGGACAUCUGUAGUGCAUUCCUCAGGCUAGUAAGAUUGUCUCUAUCAGGGAAGAGGCAAAAGCUACUAUCAGUGACCUUGGGCUUGCUUAGCCUGUAAUCCAGCCGUUUCCUCCCUAGCCUGAACUGACAGAGGCAGGAGAUAGUAUAGUGAACUAUGGCAGAGAAUUUACAGAGAGCAGUUCCUUUUUAGGAUUGUAAGUGACUCCUAAGUGACUAUAGCCAUGUUUCUGUCUCUUAUCUGUUGAUCAUAUCUCUACAUAUGGGGCAUAGAAGAAAUAACUUACAGAAGUGGCUCUUACACAUGUAACAUAACGCUGAAAGAUGUAAGAUACGUUGCUAUUGGCCAGCCUCAAUUGGAGUGACAGCGGGAGAUGGAGCGGGAGAAGAGAAAAAAAUCAGUGCACAGGUGUCACACUAGCUGAGCUGUGUGGUAUAGCUGCAAACUCUUCAACGGCAGCGCUUGCUACAAGGUCUUCACGGCGGUGGAGAUGGUCAGAAGACGCGACCAAAUUCAAGAAAUGACUAAUGAUGAAAAACAUCUGGUUCUCUUUGGGAAGAUUAGCUUCAUUAGAUACAGUGCGCUCCAAGAGAAGCCAGCAGAAAGAGCACCAGAGGACUGUCUACUUCCUUGAUGGACAGCAAAUAUGCCAAGGAAACCUUUCAGUUUCUGCAUGUGCCACCGUGCUGCUGGCAACAGCACAUUUCGAAAGCUGUCUGGCAGUUGACCCCCAACAUUGUCAUAACAGCGCCAUCUACCGCAGCUCCAACCUUCCAGACUGUGUGAAGUCUGCAAAGUUGAGGAAGCAGGAGCAACACCUCUGCAUUGUCGGCAUGGAGCGUCAGGCAUUCCAGGACAUGGUUAACAGCUGCAGAGCAACAGUUGGUGUGCUGGGUGUCAAGCUUGGGCCAAAUCCACCCUGUAGCCGAGACCUCACCAUGGACUACAGCUUUGACUAUGCGCAGCAGGUCCAUUACCCCAGUGACCCUCUCCAGCCUGGGCCGAUGUACUUUUUGGUUCCCUGCAAGUGUGGUGUUUUUGGAGUCUGCUGUGAGGGUGUGCCUCAGCAGUUCAACUACUUAAUUGAUGAGGGUCACUGUAUCAGCAAGGGCUCCAAUGCGGUCAUCGCCUAUCUGCACCAUUUCCUCUCCCAGUACGGGCUCGGGGAGAAACAUGUGCUGCACUGUGACAACUGCUCUGGACAGAACAAGAACAAGAAGUUCAUGCUGUGGUACCUGGCUUGGCAAUGUAUGGUGGGUCUUCAUGACAGCGUGCCCCUCAAUUUUUUAAAGCAUCGAAAGCAUCUGCCAGGCUGUGAGCUCCAGCACAUCAGAGAGCAAUGUGAACAUCCCCCAGCUGGUUGGCUUUGUGAAGACACACGACUGGCACAGCUUCCUCACUCCCAGCUUCAAGCCUUUGCCAGGUGUGAAGAAGUACCACCACUUCCACUUCACCAGUAUAGCCCCUGGAAUGGUCUUUGCCAAGGAGUUUGCCAACAUGGAGGAGGAGCCUUUCUUGCUCCUUUGCAAUGAAAGAAUCCUUGACCCUGAAGCUCUGCCCACUGUACAGAAACCACCUGGCCUGAAUGCGAUGCCUUAGUGGAAUCUGUACAACAGCAUCAGGGAGUUCUGCACUGAGGACACAAAAGACAUUGUCAUUGUACUACUGUAUGUUCUCUUUCAUCCUGUUCUCUCUCUCUUUCUCUCUCUCCCCCCUCUCCCCCUCUCUCUUUCUCUCUCAACCUAACCGGUUGUUGGUUCUUCUCCCGCUCCGCCGCCCACCCAGAGCCUGGUUCUCCUCAAGGUUUCUGCCUGUUAAAAGGGAGUUUUUCCUUGCCACUGUUGCCAACUGCUUGCUCAUGUAGACAAUGGUCUCUGUAAAUAAUAUUAUAAAGAAUACAGCCUGGACCUGCUCUAUCUGAUAACUUAGAUAACUUCUGUUAUGAUUUGGCGCUAUAUAAAUAAAAUUGAAUUGAAAUUAAUUGAAUUGGAGUCAGGGAUGUCUUUGUGUAGCGAAGUCUCCGUGAAACACACACAUUGCUCUCAAGAUACUCUCUCUGACUCCUCGACAGGGCUGCUAGUAAAAUGUUCUUAUAACUGCUGAAUUUUCCAUAGGGCUUCUGGAUUUUAGGAACAUGCUGAUGCAAUGGCUUGGUCAGCCGUGUUUUUUAUUUUGAAUAAAACGUAACUUUCCCAAAUUAAUGGCAAAUUAGGCCUACUUAAGAUAGUCAAGAACUAGGCAGAUUUGUGCAACAGAUAAAUGUAUCUCUCUGCUCUGUCUAUUAGUUAGAUCUUAGCCAUAAUCUUUGUCAAGCCGGCCCCUGGAAAAAUGGUAAUAGACUGGUAUUUUAGGUCCAUCCAUGGUCAGGUUCCACUGCACCGAAACAACUGGAUUGACCUUAAAAAAUACACAGGCAUGCACCAGAGGGAGGUUACGUAGGUUAACACACAAGCAAGGGUGUGGGAAACCCCAUAGGUUGCUUGUGAGCCAUGACCAACCAAGACAACCAACAAAACACUAUUUGGAAGAAUUGGCAUUGGUAGAACUGGCAAUCAUCACACUCAUUUGGAACUGAUGGAUGCAUUUUACAGUUUUCAAUGUCUGUUUGUUAGUAUCUUAGUUUUGGCUGUGCUGUGUUGUUAAAGUAAUUUAUCAAAACAAAAGAGACAGCAACACUUUCCGUUGAUGGAUCAGUGUACCUGCACCAAUAAAACAAUAGUUAUACUUGUUGUGUAAUUUAGGUUCUGUGAGGGUCUGCAUGAUGUAAAUGUUGUCAUUUACCACCGUUUACUAGUGUCCUUGCGGACUAUCAUGAUAUCCUCUCUUUUUCUG
Siniperca chuatsi (mandarin fish) is the source of this 3073-nucleotide messenger RNA. RefSeq lists its product as uncharacterized. The transcript is spliced from 5 exons. Lineage: Eukaryota; Metazoa; Chordata; Actinopteri; Centrarchiformes; Sinipercidae. Bases 769 to 1773 code for a protein of 334 amino acids. The record is from RefSeq and is a predicted model, not a curated record.